AUGAACAAUUAUGAUGAUGAUAUUGAAAAAAAUAUUCAAAAUUAUAAUUUUAUUUGGAAUUUUUUAAAUCUUCGUGAAAAAUUUCAAGAUAUAGCUAAUCAUGUUAAUAUAACACAAGAUUCAUUAAAAAUAACAAAAGAAUCAUAUAUAAAAUUAUUUAAAAAACAAAUUGAAAAUUUAGAAGAUUUAAAAAAGUCGUGUUCACAAGAUAUUAUUAAUCAAGCAAUUGAAGAGGAAAAAAAAUCAGUAAAUGAAAUGAUGAUAAAACUUCGAAAAGCAACAACAGCAGAUGAAUGUAAAAAUAAAUUUGAUGAAUUAAAAUGGCAUAUUUUGAAAUUAAUUGAUAUUGAAAAAAAUUGUAAUCAUCAGUUAUCAGAAGGUAUAAAAAUAUCAUGUAAUUUGGUUGAUAAAAGUUUAUGGAAAAGUAAUGAUGAAAUUAUGGAAAAAUGUAUAAGUGAAUGGUUACAUUUACGAGAAAAAUGGUUUAAAUUAGUAAAAAUGUAUGAAAAAGAUAUUAUUAGAAUUAAUGAAGAAGGUAAAAAAUUUCUACUUAAUUAUUAUAAAGAAUAUUUUCAAGAAAAACGUUUAAAAUACAUUGAAGAAAUACAAAAUAUCUUUGAAAAAUUUAUGAAUAAUCAAGAAGAAAUAAUUAAUCAACUAACAUCUAAAUGGCAUAAUGAAAAAAGUAUUUGGGAAAAAAAAAUUGAUAAAUUAACUAAUCAAAGAGUUGAAUUGUCAAUUUAUCUAUCUGAAUUACCAUAUAAAAGUAAUAAGAAAUUAUUUAUUAUUAAAAAAGAGAUAGUUGAAUUAAAGAAAGAGAUAAGUUUACUUAAGAUUAAAAAUUCUUAUAAAUUUCAAAAAGAAUUGGAAAAAAUAAAUGUCAAUUGCGUAUAA
This is a messenger RNA of Strongyloides ratti, 894 nucleotides long. RefSeq lists its product as hypothetical. The transcript has 3 exons. Bases 1 to 894 code for a protein of 297 amino acids. Lineage: Eukaryota; Metazoa; Nematoda; Chromadorea; Rhabditida; Strongyloididae. The record is from RefSeq and is a predicted model, not a curated record.